Paraglomus brasilianum is the source of this 726-nucleotide messenger RNA. The record is from the annotation of a GenBank genome assembly. Lineage: Eukaryota; Fungi; Glomeromycota; Glomeromycetes; Paraglomerales; Paraglomeraceae.
AUGGAGAGUCAACUAUCCAUCAAUUCUACCGCUAAACUUAACGACGGGCGCGAAAUUCCUCUUCUUGGUCUCGGUGUCUAUCUUUCGCCACCCGGUGAUGUUACCAAAAACGCCGUGUUGACGGCUCUGGCGGCUGGAUAUCGUCAUGUAGACACUGCGACUUUAUAUCGAAAUGAGGCUGACGUUGGCGAAGCUAUCUUAGCUCGGGAUAGUCCUCCGCGUGAUGAAGUUUUUGUAACGACCAAAAUCUUGAACGCCCACCAAGGAUACGAAAACACGCUCGCAGCGGCCGACACAUCGCUGGUCAAACUCAAAACCGGUUACAUUGAUCUGUUGUUAUUGCAUUCGCCUUUGCCGGGAAAGAAGAAACGACUGGAAAGUUACCGAGCUUUAGAGGAAUUGGUCAAAUCGGGUAAGGUGAAAAGCAUUGGAGUAUCUAACUACGGUAUCCACCAUCUGAGGGAACUAUUCGAGACGAAUCCAGAGAUUAAACCCGCGGUUAAUCAGAUUGAGGUACACCCAUGGUGCCGCCGACAGGAAUUGACUGAUUUUUGCGAAGCCAAUUCUAUUGUCGUUGAGGCAUACUCACCAUUAGCAAAAGCUCAACGGCUUGACGAUGCCAGUCUUGUCCAAAUUGCGCAAAAAGCACAACAAAACUUCUGCACAAAUUUUAAUUCGUUGGGGUCUCCAGCAUGGCUUUGUGAGCUUGCCGAAAAGUAUAAAUAA